UCACAGCCACAGAUAUCAUACUCCGACUGUUUGGACCCUGUGAAGCUACAUAGAUCGGUCCGAUAUUAGCAGUUGACUAGGCCCGGUGAACCAGUUCAACCAGCUCUUUUCUUUCAUUUGGUGGAAAUCCUAUUUUAUUACACCGCAGGUUGUUAAUAUUGGUUCCGCAGAAAUUCCGCAGAUACUUACCGUUGCCAACUUCACUGAUGGGCCCUGAUGCAGACGCCACCCUGUGACUAGCAUUGGAGAGCGGGUACUGAUUCAUCUUGUCAACAGCAAUGGCUUUGUUGCAAAGCUCAACGACACUUGUCGCGGUUGUGAUACUGGCGUCCCUCUAUCUCCUACAAGUCUAUCGCCGAAAACAACGAACGACUCGGACACCCAUACGAGGACCUCAGAGCCCAGGCUGGGUGUUUGGAUUCGCCAAGAUACUGUUAAAUUCCACCGCUACAACUGAACUGUACGAACGUUGGGCUAGGGAGUAUGGUACAGUGUAUAAGGUCCCGGAUAUCUUUGGACGGUCCAGGGUUAUAUUAUGGGACCCAAAAGCAAUCUCUCAUUUCUUUGCAAGAGACACAUGGUUGUAUAACCAAACUCCGUUCAGCAAGAUCGUCAUUCAAACAACGAUCGGAAGAGGAGUAUUGUGGGCCGAUGGUGAAAGUCACAAAAGGCAGCGCAAGGCUCUCAACCCCGCCUUUACCGCAGCUGCUAUUCGCAGCUUGACAUCUGUUUUCCAAUGUGCCGCUCACAAGAUAGUGAUCGCUUGGGACGGUGAGAUAGAAUUGAAUCAAAGAACUCAUUGCGCAGUAAUUGAUGUUCAACAAUGGAUGAAUCAUAUCUCACUCGACUGUGCAGGCAUAGCCCUCCUGUCCCAUGACUUCGGCGCACUCGAUGGAAAUGACUCGGACGUCGCGCACGUCCUGAAUGCAUUUGGUUCACCCGCCAAAAUUUCCAACUUGAUCAUAUUGGCACAAAACUUUCCUUCCAUCCUGAAGCUGCCAUUGCCUCGCAUGCGGUUCACCCAAAAGCUUCGCCUGAUAGUUGGCAAAAUAUGCCAGGAGAUGCUAUCACGGACGCGCAAGGAAAAGGAUACUGGCGGUGCUGAGAAGGGGGACAAAUCGUGUCUGGGUUUACUCUUGAAAGCGGAGGAAUCUGGUGAGAGCGCGGGGCUGACUCCACAAGAAGUACUAGAUGAGGCAAGCGUUCUCCUUCUCGUCAGUUUUGAGACCACUUCAGGUAAUGUGCAUCCAUCUAGCAAGAGAAUUAUACAUUCACCAUUACUCGCGUUUGAUCAGUAAGCAUGACAGUAAGUUUCAAACUGUUCGCAAGUCCAACCAUAUUUCUUAACUCCACAGUGGGCUUUAGUAGAACUUGCGCAGAAUCCAGACAUACAAAAGAAGCUUCGCAACGAGUGCUUAGAGUUUGGGCCAACCCUCUCAUAUGACGACCUUACGAACAAACUUCCCUAUCUGGAC
Molecule: messenger RNA, 1475 nt
Organism: Suillus fuscotomentosus
Lineage: Eukaryota; Fungi; Basidiomycota; Agaricomycetes; Boletales; Suillaceae
Product: cytochrome P450
Exons: 9
Coding region: 279-1298 (339 amino acids)
Molecular function (GO): oxidoreductase activity, acting on paired donors, with incorporation or reduction of molecular oxygen; iron ion binding; heme binding
Source: RefSeq, a predicted model, not a curated record